Molecule: messenger RNA, 1881 nt
Organism: Rotaria socialis
Lineage: Eukaryota; Metazoa; Rotifera; Eurotatoria; Philodinida; Philodinidae
Source: the annotation of a GenBank genome assembly
AUGAGUUUUACAUCAGACGAAGUCAAUUAUCUUAUUUAUCGAUAUUUAUCUGAAUCAGGAUUUGUUCAUUCAUCCUAUUUAUUUGGUCUUGAAAGUCAUAUUGUUCAAACAUCAAUUAAUGCUAAUAUUGUACCACCAGGUGCUCUUCUUUCACUGAUUCAAAAAGGCCUUUAUUAUACUGAAGCAGAACUCUCUAUUGGUGAUGAUGGUCAAGACCGAACUUGUGAUUCAUUGAGUUUAAUUGAUGCUGUCGUUCCUGAAAUUGUCGAAAAUCGUCGUAAAGAACUUCAACAACAAUCUUCCUCAUCUGGAACAAGUGUAAAAAAUGAAACAAAACUAUCGUCAAGAAUACCAACAACAACAACAACAACAACAACAGCAACAACAGUAUCGAAUAUAAAUGAUAAAGAUAUUUCACCAAUGCAUCAGCCAACAAACACAUCUCCACAAUCAACAAAUCAAAAUAUGUCUGAUCGUACCAUGGAUACACCAACAACGUCUAAUGGUGGAAAUAAUUAUGGACAUACACAUUCAUCAUCAUCAUCAUCGUCACAUUCUAAUGCACUUCAAUCUUGCACACCAGGUAAUUAUGCUCAAAUGCUAAAUGGUAAUGAUAAUACUACACAUUCAUCCUAUGCUAAUAAUACCAAUCAUAUAGCAGUUCCUAAACACGAGCCAAUGGAGUAUGAAACAAGUAAUAAUACUCAUCAUCAUCAUCCUCAUUAUCCAGGAAAUUCAACACCAAAUUCUCUUUCUGUCCAAACCGGUUCAUCGAAUACAAAUAUUAAUUUAACUAUCAAUGGUUCUGUUGAAAUUCCACAAAGUCGUGUUACUGUUUUACGUGGCCAUGAAUCAGAAGUAUUUAUUUGUGCAUGGAAUCCAACGCAUGAUCUAUUGGCAUCUGGUUCAGGUGAUUCAACAGCUCGUAUAUGGAAUUUGCAAGGUACACGUGAACCUGAAAUUGUUCUAAGACAUUGUAUUAGACGUGGUGAUACGCAAGUACCGAGUAAUAAAGAUGUUACAAGUUUAGAUUGGAAUCCAUCUGGGACACAAUUAGCUACGGGUAGUUAUGAUGGUUACGCACGUAUAUGGUCGUCUGAUGGAAAUUUAGUCAGUACACUUGGUCAACAUAAAGGACCUAUAUUUGCAUUAAAAUGGAAUAAAAAAGGAAAUUUUAUUCUAUCGGCUGGUGUUGAUCGUACAACGAUCAUAUGGGAUGCAAAUUCUGGUCAUUGUGAACAACAAUUUUCAUUUCAUACGGCGCCAGCACUCGAUGUUGAUUGGCAAUCAGAUACAACAUUUGCAUCAUGUUCAACAGAUCAAAAAAUUCAUGUUUGUCGACUAGGUGAAUUACGAGCUAUUAAAACAUUCCACGGACAUCAAAAUGAAGUUAAUGCUAUUAAAUGGGAUCCACAAGGACGUUUACUUGCAUCAUGUUCUGAUGAUAUGACAUUAAAAAUCUGGAGUAUGUCAAAAGAAACACCUGUUCAUAAUUUACAAGCACAUAAUAAAGAAAUUUAUACAAUUAAAUGGAGUCCAACUGGUCCAGGAACAAUGAAUCCAAAUGCAACAUUACUUUUAGCAAGCGCAUCAUUUGAUUCAACUGUACGUUUAUGGGAUGUUGAACGUGGUGUUUGUCAAAAUAUACUUGUAAAACAUUCAGAACCUGUUUAUUCGGUUGCUUUCAGUCCAGAUGGUCGUUUAUUAGCAACUGGUUCAUUUGAUAAAGCGAUUUAUAUUUGGGAUAUUGCACGAGGAGAAAUUGUUCAUAGUUAUCGAGGUACAGGUGGUAUUUUCGAAGUUUGUUGGAACAGUCGAGGUACUCGUGUUGGUGCAAGUGCUUCCGACGGAACAGUGUGUGUACUCGAUCUACGUAAAUAA